Messenger RNA from Funneliformis geosporum, 360 nucleotides. The record is from the annotation of a GenBank genome assembly. NCBI's taxonomy places the organism in Eukaryota, Fungi, Glomeromycota, Glomeromycetes, Glomerales, Glomeraceae.
AUGGAUCAAACUUUAUUUCCGUCCGACCAAGAUUAUGUCUAUGAAAGAAAUGCAAAUUCACUAGAUAAUAACCUAUUUAAUGACAUAUUCACUCAGUUCAUUGAACGCAUCAAAGCCAAAUGGCAUGAAACUCCCGAACAAUUAUUGCGCGACUUUUUGUGCCAACGUAACAAAGACGUUAAGAAAUUAAAUAAGCGGGGAAUUACGGCCAAGAAAGUUAAAGCAAUAUUGUGGCAUGAUGCAUCUGCUAUGUUAUAUAGUAACUAUUUUUUCUACACACCAAAACAAUGUGCGAUCAAAUAUAAGAAUAUUAGACAGAACGAAAAAAAAAGGGUUAACCGAAAGCUUUGUAUGAAAUAG